Gadus chalcogrammus (walleye pollock) is the source of this 1786-nucleotide messenger RNA. RefSeq lists its product as uncharacterized. Lineage: Eukaryota; Metazoa; Chordata; Actinopteri; Gadiformes; Gadidae. The record is from RefSeq and is a predicted model, not a curated record. The transcript has 2 exons. Bases 590 to 1708 code for a protein of 372 amino acids.
UGUAAGAUGGUGCAAAGGGGGAUAGAUAGAGAAGAAAUCUGAGAUCAAUGUUCAGAACUAGAGUGAUUUGAUAAGCUGUAGCCUAGAGUAUGACACUCAUUACUUCAGUUUGUAACCCAUGGGCUUAUCUGCUCCAGCCUGCAAGUGGCUGAGAGUACGUUGGUUUAACAUUAUAGAGACGGAUCAAAAACUAGGUUAAAGGUUGAAAUCAAUCAUUAUGGUUGAAAAAAAUCGAACGUUAGCAUUAUUUCUCUAUAAAAAACGAAUUUGAGUUUGAAUACAAUGAAUAACAGGAAUGGCGGGUGUAAUCCCAAAUUCCUGUAAAUGCGACCAAUGCCUUCUCCCUUAUUCCGCUAAAUCCUUUAAUUUCGGUUUCCAAAUUAGUGUCAGGGAGACGAUAUAUAAGGAGGACGUAUAAAUACAGUGUCUGAGGCUACUUCAUAGCCUGGAAGUACCGGGAGACGCGCAGUCAGAUGGCAGCUCUCAGGGUCGUGCGGUGUACUGAGGCACGAGAGUUGCGCCGCCAUUCCAACCUGGGCUCCCGUCUCGUCCUUCCCGCGCUGCUCGCCACAUUGGUGUCAGAAGUGGGAUGUGGCCUUCGCAUGAGCGUGGGGAUUUGAGUUUCGCGGUCGAGCCCAUGGAUAACGCACCCUGCGCUAUGGGAGCGCAGCGCCCCCCUGUGGACACGACCGGAAGGCCCGGAGGACCGGCAGCUGCCCACCGACCCAGGACAGCGGUUAGGGUGCCGAAGUUCACCGGGGUAACGCAGUUGGAACCAUACCUCGCCCAGUUCCGGCUUGCAGCGUGGCACAACGACUGGGGUGCCGAGGAGGCGGUUGUCCACCUUGCCCUGGCGUUGGAGGGGACGGCAGCACGGGUGCUGCUCGACCUGGACCAAGCGGACCAGCGAGACCUUCAGGCCCUGAUCCAAGCAUUGGAGAGGCGGUUGGGUGAACGGGUCUCCAGCAACGAGAGCAAGCAGUUGCUGGCUUCUCACCGCCGCAGGGAGGAGGAGAGCCUGGGCGUCUACGCUGCUGACGUCCAGCUCUUGACCCGACGCAGCUACCCGAAAUUCUCCGCGGCUGCACGGGACGCCCUGGUGCUCCACGCCUUCCUGCGGGGACUGGUGCCGGAGUGUCUGGGACAGCACGUCCGCCUCACCGAGCCCCAGACCCUCGAUGCAGCUCUGGACCAGGCAGAACGGGCUGAGGUGGAGCUGUGCUCCGGUCGCUGUGCUGCAUCCGUGGACGCGGCUGGGGACGCCCUCCCCCUCGGCACAAAGGACGUGGGGGUCCAGUCCAGGCAGUUGAAGGACCGGGUCCGGACGGCCACCAUUCCCGCCACCGAGACGGCUGAGGCUGCCCAUGCGCUGUGGCUGCACGACAGGGCUGACCUCGAGCCGCAGCAGUGUCGGCAGCUGGGGCUGGUCGAGGACUGCGGGUGGACGGGGCAGUGUGCCACCCACCCACGUCCCAGCCGCCGGUGUGGCCGUCGAAAGGGCCAGACGUCGGAGGACGGCGGAGGACGGGGUCCCCGAACGGCGCUCCAGAGCCCCCCUACAGUGGAACCUGGUGGGGGCCCCGAUGGAGGUGGUCCCCGACCACACCCCCAGGACUUCUGCGGACUGUUGAAGGCGGGCGUCCCAGCCAGGGAGGAAGGCUACGCCGCAACGGGGCCGCCUCUGGCAGGGGCCAAGGCGGCCCCCUGAACACUCGGGGUGGGUGUUGGGGUCGUCGCGACGUCUGACCCCUAAGGUGGGGGCUUUGUGAAAACCGUGGGCAUGGUU